This is a messenger RNA of Penicillium manginii, 774 nucleotides long. RefSeq lists its product as uncharacterized. Gene Ontology annotation, biological process: regulation of transcription by RNA polymerase II. Bases 1 to 774 code for a protein of 257 amino acids. The record is from RefSeq and is a predicted model, not a curated record. The transcript has a single exon. Lineage: Eukaryota; Fungi; Ascomycota; Eurotiomycetes; Eurotiales; Aspergillaceae. Gene Ontology annotation, molecular function: DNA-binding transcription factor activity, RNA polymerase II-specific.
AUGCAUGCCUCUCUAGCAGUGGCACUUACAUACGACCGCCACCUAAAUAAAUCAAUAAACUGUCAUCGCAGUCUGGAAGAGUGCUACCACUGGUCUCAAAGCACGACUCUGCUCAACAAGCGACUAGGAGAACCAAUCGAAGUAGGAGACAAAGAUCCAAUAUGGGGAACUGCCGCUGCUCUAGCCAUCCUAUCAUUCUCAUCCCCCAACGCUUGCACGCCAGAAGAAUCAUGGCCCAUGAAGCCAUCUGCUCCCUCGGAUUUGGACUGGGUACGCAUGAGCAAGGGAAAAAAUUCCCUGUGGCACAUCGUCGACCCGUUACGACCGGACAGUCUUUUCCACGUAAUGACGGAGACCUUUGCUAUGAUGUUUUCGCCCUUGCCUGAAAAUGGGAUUAAGGGUGUAUCAAGCGCCUUGGCUACUAUAUGUCUACUUGGAGAAUCAUCUACUGCGGAAAAUAAUCCUUAUUUCUAUGCCGCCCAUGCAAUAUCCCGGAUUCUGGAUAUCCCAGAUAGCGAGAUAUCAACGGGGAAUACUCAAAUAUUCAUACUUAGUAUCAAUGGAGGUUUCGAAGACCUGCUGCGAGCGAAGGAUCCGGUAGCACUACUAUUGCUAUAUCUAUGGUACCGCAAGGCAGGUCGCAGUAUUUGGUGGAUUGAACUCAGGGCCCGAGUGGAAUGCCCUUCCAUUUUCUUAUAUUUGCAAAAGUAUCACCAGAUGAAUCCUGCAGUGCACGAGUUCCUGCCUGGUGGCCGGGCUCUCGCUGCUCACUGA